AUACUUCUCUCGCGUUCUUGCCGUCUGCGCUCCGCUCGCUACGCCAUUCAAGUGAUGUGGUUUCGUUGGUGUGACUUUCACGCUCGCCGGGCAGCGUAAUGUCCCUGCUCAUGUAGUCGACUCCCUUCAGCAUCAAAACCGACAUCGACGCUAAGAAGAUCGUCUGGUAAACGCUGGAUGAUCAUGCGUGGUCACUUUGUCCCCGCGACAGAGACCUUCGUAGCGGUGGUCGCAGUCUUCUGUCUAGCAGCGUCCUCGGUGGUACGAGCAGAUUUCACGUACGCGCACGAUGCGGAGGAGUAUUACACGGCGAUCAUCAACUUGACUUACAUCAACCCCACAACUGGUCAGGUUGUGUCAGAUAGGGAGGAACUGGGCAAAUACAGUGCAGGAAAAGUGGGUUCCGUCAGUGGUGUAGUGGUGCAUGUGACCAGCAACAAUUUCACGGCGCAUGACGCCUGUUCUCCGCUGGAUACGGCGAAUAUUCCUCAGGAGCCUUGGAUCGCGCUCAUCCAACACGGCAACUGCAUAGAGUCAGUGAAGAUGCGGCACGCUGCCAACACUAACGCGUCCGGGGCAGUGGUUUACAAUAACAACCCAGGAAGUCGGCUGGUGAAAAUGCGACACAAAGUGUUCCAGAUCAUCUCGGUGUUCAUCAGCCGCGAAAAGGGCGAGGAGAUCGCGACACUGGUGGACAACGGGACGCGCGUUCUGAUGCACGUAUCCGUAGGAAGUCACCGGCCAUUUCCCUACCCCAACAUCAACCGAACUUCGGUCCUCUUUGUCUCAAUCUCUUUCAUCAUCCUCAUGAUCAUCUCCCUCGCCUGGCUCGUCUUCUACUAUGUCCAGCGCUUCCGAUACAUUCACGCCAAGGAUCUCCUAGCGAGAAGACUGUGCAGUGCGGCCAAGAAAGCACUUGACAAGAUUCCCGUGAAGACUCUCAAGUCCGGAGACAAGGAAGCCGAAGGCGAGCUCGAGUGCUGCGCUGUCUGCAUCGAGCCUUUCAGGCUAGGAGAAGUGGUGCGCCUAUUGCCGUGCAAGCACAUAUUCCACAAGUCAUGCGUUGACCCGUGGCUGCUAGAACAGAGAUCUUGCCCAAUGUGCAAAAUGGAUAUUCUGAAACAUUAUGGCCUGGUGUACACAGGCAGCCAAGAAAGCGUACUCAACAUGGAGGACGUGCUACACCAUCAGCAUCGACCAAUCCACCACCCGCUGCACGGCGACGCUGAAGUGGAAAUUAUUCACGUGCCACUGCACCACCCGUUUGCCACGUCUCCUUCACGCCAUCCCGUUGCUCUAAGCAGGGAAGACUUCCAGCGUCAGGUUGUUCUGCUGGACCCUGAUGGUAACAGUGGAAUCCACGUAGAUGGGGAGCUCGCAUCUCUACCCAUAUGGGAGGAUUCUGAUGGAGAACUGUAUGCCCCAGCCCAGCAGACACAAUCCGACUGCAGCAGCAAAGAGCCACUUGUUGUGGCAAGCCAGCAGAUGAGACAGGAGCAAGCACCGUGACUCCUCUCCGGGAACUGAUCUUCUAUGUGUAUAUGAAAAGUCAUGUGCCAGUGUGUUAGGACUCGUAAACUCGCAACAUGACUUCAGCAGAGUGUGCGAAUUGGAGGUGGCAUUUGGAUGGUUACUUUUUGUGUAACCUCCUUGUGAUAGUUGCCGGGAUGAUUGGGUGUUGUGCAGCACUGGAAGCAGCGAGGUCUCUGUAGUUUGUGGUGCUUGGGCCGGCUACCGCCCGAAGACAGCAAGCUUAUUUCAUUGUGUUCGGUGGUCUUCACUGGAUAGACAGGUCGUGCCUGGCAUGCGUGUCAAACACAGAUGAACUGCAAAGUAGAUAACUUGGUGGGAAUUCUGAAUUGGUUAGCCAUUUUGUAUACACCUGCCAAUAUGUACUUACAGCACUACCGCUUAGUGUGUCAUUUUCGGUAAAUCUCCUUCGAGUCUUGACUCCUCGGGUAAUGUAGAGGAAAGUUGUUGCAGUACUGUGUACCUGAAGUUGACAGGUCUUCAGAGUGAAUGGGGAGUGUUGGUAUAUGACUCCUACUCCUAAUAUCUCCACGUUGGGUGAAAAGCAGAUGGUUGUGAGGUAGAAUCCCACGUGUAACCUUAAAACAUCCCAAAAAGUAGCAAAUUCAGGAAGAAAAAGGGAUUUAGAUGGACUAUUGUAGUUUGGCCAGGAGCAGUAGAGUUGAGGAGUAAUUGAAAUGUUGGCAUCUGUACAUGCUGCUGUAGGAAUGUGUGACCAAAGCCUAUACGUACUGAAGCUGGUUGUCAAAAAAGCAUUAGAGUUCUCACACCCUGACAUAAACUUCUGUAACUCUCUGACAAACAGCUUUCAUUAGUGCUGUAAAAGCAGCCACUAUGAAAUGUUAGCAUGGCAUAAUGACCUCGUGGUGCAACAGUAUUGUACAGGACUAAUACACCAUGCCUCGAAUGUGACAGUGCUCUCCUCAGCAGAAAUACUGUAUUUACUCGCAUAAUUUACACAACCCAGCUUUGGCGGCCAAACGUGAUGCUUUUUUUAUUUUUUUGCAUACGAGGAGUGAUCAAAACGUAUCCAGGAUGGAUCUGUACUUAAAGAGGUUAAAUAUUUACAUAUUUUGAACUUAGUUACCAUCGAGGUAGUCCCUUUCGGAUACAAAGCCCAGUGCUGUUUCCGCUAUCUGAAAGUAUUGGAAGUCUUUUUUGUAAAUAGAAAAGAGCUGUCUUGUCCCAAUGUUUGGGAAGCCCAAACAAAUGUGAUGAGACCACUUUUUGCUGUUUCCAAAUCAGAUUUACAGAAAUGUUUUGUGCAGUGGAAACAGCAGUAGGCUCAGUGUCACAUGGCGAUGGCCACACCAUAGGGUGGGUGCCGGUUUUCUUCACAUAACUAAUGCACGCGCUCUAUGUUGUUGGGUUAAAAAAAAAGUGCAACUUAUACGAGUAAAUAUGAAUCUGAAACCUGCAGCAGGGGGAACGUCUUCAAUGAUGUACAUGUGGAUAUGGGAAAAUUGGGGACGACAAUCAACGAACAUCAUGCCAGUGCACUGGAAUGACCGCACAGCUGCAAGUUUAAAAAACCCACCACUUAUGAACUCUACGCUUCUGGUGUUGUAAUGCUAACAGCACUGAGACAGAGAAGUGAAUAUGAAUACUGUGUGAGAAUGGCAGUGCUUCAACCCCUAUCAGGGUUUAUACAAACUGUUUCACAAGUGGCUACACUCAGGGUCCUGUUCUCUAGGAUAAUACAAAGUGUAGUGGCAACCGUGCUAGGUGACAGCAGACAUAAUAUCGUUAGCUGUUUUUCAGAGUAAACUAAUUUAUUAUACUUUUCGGAGUGUGAAACAAAGGUGAUAGGUUGGCUGGAGUAUUUUCCUCUGUCCGACUCCAUGGCAUAUCGGAAGAGAGGUUGAAGCAUGACGAUAUUAUCAGUGCUAGGCCUAUCUGUCUACUCCUUGCUAGUCUCAAUGUGAUGCGCCACUGACAUGUACAGUUAUUUUCUCGUUUUGAUAAAAGUCAUUUUCAUUGCCGUGUA
This is a messenger RNA of Ornithodoros turicata, 3517 nucleotides long. It is a transcript of the gene gol, whose product is annotated as RING finger protein 150-like. The transcript is spliced from 6 exons. The coding region runs from base 178 to 1509 and encodes 443 amino acids. Lineage: Eukaryota; Metazoa; Arthropoda; Arachnida; Ixodida; Argasidae. The record is from RefSeq and is a predicted model, not a curated record.